AUGAUUUUACGUACAAUAUGUUUCAUUUUCAGUAUAUUCUUGUUUGUCGUAGCAGUUGACGGUAAGUAUGGUUUCGUUUCGUGGUCGUUGGGUAAAGCUGUAGUUUCUGUGACUGAUAACUAUGAGGACAUCCCGGAAGUUCACGUAGCGCGGGCUACUUACACCAAUGACAUUAAUUCCACCGGAUGGGCCUUCCUGGAACUCCAUACACACCCAGAUGUCCCAGAUGAAAGGCAAGCAUAUGCUGCUGGUUUCUUGGAAGGCUUUCUGACUAGGGAUCUGAUAUGGAUGCACUGGGAAAAUGUAUUGAAAGGGUACUGCUACAACAAAACUGAGGUCUGUGGUCUCAUAGAGGAUUAUGUGAACAAAAAUGAAGAUUACAUUGUAUCCAUGGUUAAUGCAAACCCAGAUGAUCCUUACUGGUACCAGAUCAAACUGUAUUAUAUCCAGUUAGAGGGACUGUCGGUAGGAUACAAUGAGGCGACCAGCAACCCGUACGAAUGGCUAACAGUCAGAGACAUCUUGUGGAUCAACAUGUUGGGUGACCUGGACGACCUGGCGUUCGCUCUGUCCCUGCCCCCGGAGACGCCCGACUCCCUGUUGUUCGGGGAGCGCUGCAGUGGCCUGGUGAAGCUGCUGCCCGACUGGAGUGAUCUCUACACCUCACAGGUCACGUGGAACAGUUACCAGUCCAUGUUACGUUUCCACAAGAUGUACGUGCUCCACUACGGGAUGUCGGCUGUCGACCGAACACUCAUCCCAGGUUGGAAGAUGUCCUUCAGCUCCUACCCCGCCUUUGUUCAGUCGACGGAUGACUUCUACAUCAUAUCAUCAGGCCUGGUGCCCGCGGAGACCACCAUCGGGAACAGCAACCGGACGCUCUAUGAGAACGUGCACCCUAACGGACAGAUCCUGGAGUUCGUGCGAGCGAUGGUGGCCAACAGACUGGCCCGCAGCGGCCGCCAGUGGGUGGAGCUGUUCAGGAAACACAACAGCGGCACCUACAACAACCAGUGGUAUAUAGUGGACUACAAGAAGUUCAAGCCUCGCUCGGGCUCCUCGCUGGGCUCCAUCCAGCCCGGCCUGCUGUGGGUGCUGGAACAGCUGCCCGGAUACACGGAGGCCGCCGACCUAACAGAACACUUGAAGAACACCACGUAUUUCCCGUCGUACAACAUAGCGUUCUUCCCUCGCGUGUUCAACCUGAGCGGCGGCAACCAGCGCAUCGCGACCUUCGGCGACUGGUUCGCCUACGACACUAACCCUAGAGCCAAGAUGUUCAAACAGAAACAGGCGGGCGUGGUGUCCCCGGAGAGCAUGUUCUCAGUGCUCCGCUACAACGACUUCCUCCACGACCCGCUCGCGCGCUGCCCCUGCGUGCCUCCGUACAGCGCGUGUAACGCCAUCGCCGCCAGGAACGACCUCAACCCCGCUAACGGAUCAUAUCCGUUCCGUGCCCUGGGUCACCGCAGCCACGGCGCCACGGACGCUAAGAUGACGACCUACAACCUCCACAAGACGUACCGCUUCCUGGCCGUGUCGGGGCCGCCGCACAACAUCACGCGCGGGAUACCGCCCUUCCAAUGGAGUAAGUUUGACCUGGGGGUCCACAUCUCUCACGUGGGUCAUCCCGACCUGUGGAUGUUCUCACCGAUAUUGCAUUACUGGGAGUGGGGCUGA
Messenger RNA from Danaus chrysippus (African queen), 1680 nucleotides. Lineage: Eukaryota; Metazoa; Arthropoda; Insecta; Lepidoptera; Nymphalidae. The record is from the annotation of a GenBank genome assembly.